Messenger RNA from Zootermopsis nevadensis, 4360 nucleotides. The record is from RefSeq and is a predicted model, not a curated record. Lineage: Eukaryota; Metazoa; Arthropoda; Insecta; Blattodea; Termopsidae.
GUCAAACGUGAUACAAUGUGGUGGUAGCUGUAACGAUGUUUCCCCGCCUCGCGACCCACACCGGCUACCUCCUCUCCGCUCGCUAAUCUUACUCCGCGCACCGACCGUCAUCUGGCACCAACCGACUUGCCAGUGUUGUGAUGGCGCGUCAGUGGAUACAAGCUCGAAACGUAAUUCGCCGCAGAAUGCGCCAGCCGCCAAUCGUCACGCUGUUCCACCAAUCGCGGGAAGGAAUUCAACCUUACGCGCACAAACUUGCAUUGUGUCAUACUUAGUCGAUCAGUAUGAGUCAAAUUCGCAAAUAACAAACAAAAAAUUCAUCGCCGACACGUAAAUUAAACGUCUCGCGGGUUUAUUUGCAGCUCAGCGCUCCCAAUAAAUUGAAAUGAAGAAGGUGCUUACUGAAAACAGACCAGAGAGACAAUAAAAGAACGGUCCGUAUUACAUGCGUACAGUAAUUUGUGGGUAGGAGACACGCGGUGGCAAAAACAGUCAUUAAUACUUUUUACUAUAAUGAAUUUCAAGCAAUCAAAUUUAUUAUUUUAGAAGGUUAUACGACAAUUUAUAAUUGACUAAAAACAUAACUGAACUGUGAUUAAUAAUAAUUAAUAAAAACAUUAAUAAUACAUUGCUAACUUGUAUAAAGUAAAAUAAUAAUGACGUUGAGUAGGAAUUGACAGUGUUUUUGAAGUGCACUGAAGAAAGCUUCAAACGUUGUGACAGUGACUGCUUUUCGAGUUCAAAGAGCAAUGCGUACCAAAGGAAUGUACCUCACGUGGCUGAACCUGAUUUUACUAUCGGUGCUUGUCCACCACGUGGCGACUGAGUUGUCUCUGGAAGUGGAAGGCGUAAGAAGCAGUGCGAUGACACACCAGGGUCUGUACUCUUUGGACAUUGACGAAUAUGAGUUAGUUAUCCCUACGAAGGUGACAGAAGACGGCCAGUUCUUGUCACAUGAUCUAAACCAUCACCAUAGAAACGGCGAGCAAGAAUUAUAUUUCAAGACCCCUGGGCAUGGUCGAAGGAACAAGAGAAGUACGGAAGCCGUAGUGAACUAUCACAUCCCGGUCGGAAUCCUGGGACAUAAGCAGCCUCUCCAUCUGGAGCUGUGGCCCAGUAGCGACUUCUUUGCUCCUGGUCUCGUCGUGGAACGACGUACUGCCAAUCUGUCGGCUCCCAGACUUUCGCCGCCAUCUGUUCGUGCUACACGAUGCCAUUAUCAGGGUGCCAUUCGCGGCCAACCUGGUUCACAGGUUGCAGUAUCUGCAUGCAACGGACUGGCGGGCCUGUUGCGCACGGAGUAUGGCGAGCUGUGGCUGGAGCCAGUGCGCGGUCAUGGCGGAGGUCCGGGCCUUCAGCGACCGCACAUCGUGUUCAAACGCUCAGCACACAACGGCGCUAAAAAACGCAAGCGCAAGAGAAGGAAGAGGCACGAGAAGAACUGUGGAACACGUGAACCAAGGCGCCUCAUGGAAACUCGACUCGAAUGGAAGCAGCAGGUCGGAAAGGUGAAAGUGCAAGGUCGCGGCAAAUCCAGGAAGACCCGGUGGAGACGGUCUGUAAGUAAGGAACGUCACGUUGAGGCCUUGUUGGUCGCAGACACGUCCAUGAUGAAGUUCCACGAGGACGGCGACGUCGAGACAUACGUUCUCACAAUCAUGAACAUGGUCUCGGCGCUCUAUCGCGACGCCAGCAUCGGAAACAACAUAAACGUUGUUGUCGUAAGGAUCAUACUUCUGGAAGAUGACGCCGCUCAGAAAGACCUGAACAUCACAGUGAAUGCUGACGAGACCCUAGACAGCUUCUGCAAGUGGCAAAUGGGUUUGAAUCAUCCUGAGGAUUCUCAUCCGAACCAUCAUGACGUGGCUAUUCUUGUCACAAGGGAGGAUAUCUGUGCACGCCAGAACACACCAUGCAGCACACUGGGUGUGGCACAUGUGGGAGGAAUGUGCCAACCUGAUCGGAGCUGCAAUGUCAACGAAGAUAAUGGGAUCACCCUCGCUCACACCAUCACACACGAGAUGGGACACAAUUUUGGCAUGUACCACGACACAGAGAAGAUUGGCUGCAGCCGUCGCCAAGGAAACACCUUACAUGUGAUGACACCCAGCUUCGAAGCUGAUGCUAUAGAAGUAGCGUGGUCAAGCUGCAGCAGGCGUGACAUCACAAACUUCCUCGACCAAGGGAGUGGCCAGUGUCUUGAAGAUGAGCCCACGCAGAAUGAUUACAACUACCCAGAUCUCCCUCCCGGAGCGAUGUAUAAUGCAGAGCAUCAGUGCAGAUUACAGUUUGGAACACAUACGACAGCUGUGUGCACACCUCUUGAGGAGAUCUGCUCACGACUCUGGUGCGUGGUGGAAGGAGCGUGUACCACCAUGUUACGCCCUGCUGCAGCAGGAACGCAUUGUGGGAAACACAUGUGGUGCUUGAACCAGCAGUGUGUGACAAUAGGUGAAAGACCAGAAGCAAUCCAUGGUGGCUGGAGUGACUGGGGCUCAUGGAGUGAAUGUUCACGGACUUGUGGUGCUGGAGUAUCUAUCACAGAACGUCAGUGUGACCACCCAGUUCCAGCUUUUGGAGGAAAGUUCUGUGUUGGUGAACGUCGAAGAUACAGAGUCUGUAACACCGAGCCAUGUCCAGAUGGUGUGCCGAGCUUCAGGGCUGUUCAGUGUUCAAAUUAUAAUGGUCAGGAGUUUCAUGGAAGAAAUUACACAUGGCUUCCUUACUUUGACAAAACGGAACCUUGCGAACUCUACUGCACUGACACGGAUGACACUGUGAUAGUCCCAUGGGGAGAUUCUGUGAUAGAUGGAACACCAUGUAAUGUUGGCACAAGAGACAUGUGUAUUAGUGGAAUCUGUAAGCGAGUGGGUUGUGACUGGGAAGUAGACUCUGUUGCCAGGGAGGACAGAUGUGGAGUUUGCCAUGGUGAUGGGAGUCAGUGCAAAACUCAGAAGGGAGUGUAUACCAAGAGAGAAGGAACAGGUUAUAAAGAAAUUGUGGUCAUCCCUGCUGGCUCCAGAAACAUUAAAGUUGAAGAGGUUGGCAACUCGAGGAAUUAUAUUGGUAUUGGGAGUGCUACCUCUGGGAGGUUCUUCCUGAAUGGGAAACGACAGAUCACUUUGGCCGGAGAGUACCAGGUGGCAGGCACGCCUGCACUUUAUGAGAGAGAGAGGGACUGGGAGAAAGUCCGCAUCCCUGGACCAAUCAAAGAGGAUAUAUUAAUCUAUCUUAUCUACCGAGGCAGAUACCGUAAUUUUGGAUUAAAAUACGAGUACACAGUCCCAAGAAAGAAACCUUUACGUGUGCCAGAGUACAACUGGAUCUUCUCGGACUGGUCACCUUGCUCUGCGACAUGUGGUGGUGGUUCACAGGCAUCACAUCCAGUGUGCCAAGAGAAAGAGGAAGGGGCAGUGAGAGAUGAACUCUGCAAUAACACAAUAAAACCUGACCAGCUCGUGCGAGUAUGCAACACACAUCAAUGUCCUGCUAGAUGGUGGAUUGGUCCCUGGCAGUUGUGUCCAGUGACUUGUGGGGAGUAUGCCAUGAGGAAACGCACAGUGAUGUGCGUUGUUCUUCAUUCUGAGGGUUCUGAUGGUCGUGAGAUGGCUCUUCCAGACAGAGACUGUGAAGGGCAGGAGAGACCUGGAGAACAUGAACCUUGCCCCAACUUACCACCGUGUGCUACCUCCUCGACUUCAAGUCCUUCUCCUGACUAUGCAGCUACUUCUGGCUUCAUAUCUACUUCAACGGCACCUCUAUCAGAAGACGAUUUCAUUAUUGAUCAUGGUGAUACUGAUGAAGAAGAGUUUGGAAUAUUAAAUUCAAAUUCCAGUUCAGUAACAUCAGACACAGAUGACUCAUUGCAGGAUGAAGAGAUCCUACUUAACAGUAUUACGACUGACAGAACUUACGAGAAUAUUGUACAGUUUGUGCACAGUGGCGAGAAUUCGUCUGCUAACACGGUGCAUGAUAGUGGAAGGAGAGAUGAGAGAGUAAAUGUGGGUGGUUGGGCAGUGACACCUUGGAGUCCUUGUUCCGUGACAUGCGGUUCAGGUGUUAGGACUAGGAGUGUUGUGUGUACUAAGCAACAUGGCAUAUGUAGUCUGAAUAUCAAACCUAUUGUUUCAGAGUACUGCCACACUCGACAGCAUUGCAGCUAUCAGCAAGGACUGGGCUGGAGAUCAGAAGUUCCUACAGACUGUGAAGACAAGUUAUUGUCUAGCCUGUGCAGCUCAUUCCGACACAUGUGCCCCACGUCAUGGUACAUCAGAAUGAAGUGUUGCAAUACCUGCAGAUAACAUUACUGUAAUGAUGUAAAUUCCUUAGUGUCUGUAAUAAAGUUGCUCUUUAUUGUAAC